UGUAUUGAUUAUCGGGGUUUGAACCGGGUCACUGUGAAGAACAAGUAUCCUCUUCCUAGGAUCGAUGAGUUGUUGGAUCAGUUGAGGGGUGCUACUUGGUUCUCCAAGGUAGAUCUGGCGUCGGGUUAUCAUCAGAUACCGAUAGAUGAGGCAGAUGUGAGGAAGACUGCUUUCAGGACGAGAUAUGGGCACUAUGAGUUUGUGGUGAUGCCCUUCGGAUUGACUAACGCGCCAGCAGCGUUUAUGAGAUUGAUGAACAGUGUGUUUCAGGAGUUUCUGGAUGUAUCUGUCAUCAUUUUCAUCGACGAUAUCCUGGUUUAUUCUAAGAGUCCUGAAGAGCAUGCAGUGCAUUUGAGGGCAGUUAUGGAGAAGCUGCGGGAGCAGAAGUUGUUUGCCAAGUUGAGC
This is a messenger RNA of Camelina sativa (false flax), 405 nucleotides long. The record is from RefSeq and is a predicted model, not a curated record. Lineage: Eukaryota; Viridiplantae; Streptophyta; Magnoliopsida; Brassicales; Brassicaceae.